Messenger RNA from Onychostoma macrolepis, 5634 nucleotides. RefSeq names its product butyrophilin subfamily 2 member A1-like. The transcript is spliced from 7 exons. The record is from RefSeq and is a predicted model, not a curated record. Gene Ontology annotation, molecular function: protein binding. NCBI's taxonomy places the organism in Eukaryota, Metazoa, Chordata, Actinopteri, Cypriniformes, Cyprinidae. Bases 1962 to 3149 code for a protein of 395 amino acids.
AGAGAAAAAGGAGUAAAAGAAAGAGGUCUGUAUUGUGAGCGGGGGCAGCCUUGUGGCUAGCUCCUGUUGCUGUAUCUGUAGGCCACAGGAAGGGAGUCCUGAAGAGCUAUCGUGUCCUGCUCUGCUAACAGGAGUAACCUCACGCUAGUGUCUGCUACGGGAACUGGAGGCCACUGUAAAGGAAAAAGAAAGUAAUUCGUAGUGGGAGAAAAAGACUGAGAUGUGUGGGCCUGUGUUGCAGGCGGAGGCAGCCUCGUGCUUGCUCCUGCUGCUGUAGGUUACCUGGACAUUCCAGCGUGUCCCACCAAAUGUUACGGUGUAGCCGAUUUAGCCAUUUAUUGCUGGAUGGGUUGGGCUAGCCACUAGCCUAGCUACUUCAGCAACGAAUGUACUGUUUUUUUUUUUUUUUGUUUUUUUUUUAAUUGUGAUCGAAUUAUCCACGAAACAAAAUAAAUUUGACCAUUGCUCUGUGUAAAUUGAGUAUGGCACUGUAAAAACACUUCCAUAAAAUAAACCGGCAGCUGUGGUUGCCGGAAUUGUACCGUAAAUAACACGGUAGCAACAUUUAAGUUUUACAGUUUUGACUUGAAUUUACAGUCAAAAAUACCGUAAUUUCAUUAACUGAUAUAAUGUUAAUAAACCAACUUAUUGAAGUACUGAAAUAUGUUUUGUACCUUUGAAAUACAUUGAUAACCACCAAAUGCAGGUGGUGAUGAGAAAGUCAGGUGAUGCACCAAAGCCCAUUACAGGCAGCUUUUAAAUAACAUAUAUAGAUGGUGCACAGUAUCAUUCACGCAAGCAUUAAACAUCAUGGUGAGACUCAUUAAAUUGAAAUUUGCAAUAAACAUUCGUUUAACAACAUUAGAUGUAACAGACAACCUUAAUAAACAUAACUGAUAAGAUUUGAAAUGCAAUGCGGGGAAUUCUGGGAACAUUGUUUACGGUUUUCCCUGCAAAUUUUAUAUUCUUUUUCACUUCCAAGAUGGCAUUUGUCUUUAAAAUUGUCUGAAAUGUCUAUUACAGUUUUUUACCGUAUAUAUUAGGGGAACUUCCCGUUACCGUUAACAGGUUUUCCUGUAGCAUUUUAACGUUUUUAACCGUUCAUGCUAUUAUGUAUUUGUUUUUAAACAUUUUUACAGUGUGGUAAGAAAUGCAGGUGAAAAAUACGGAAAGUUUAAGUAAUUCUUGUGUGUAUUCUAGGCGCUGUCAUGGUUACAUGGUGACAUUAACAUCCAAUGAUGUCGCGACAUCCUUUAACAACUUAUCAACAAUUACCUGCCUUCAGCGAUUUUACCUGAGAAUUAUUUGGCAACACUGAUGGUUACGCCGCUAGCGUAGGCCGCCUCGCGCUAGCAUCUGGAAACAGAAGCUAGAGGCCCGGCUGCAUACGGCGCUGCGGCCUGGAGAGCCGCGGUGAAGGCUGAGCCGAAGCGGGAAGCGAGUGAGGCUUGCUGCGGUGAGAACUGGGGCGCGGCCCGGCCCAGGCUCGAUGAAGGCCUGCUGCUGCGACCUGACGCUCGCGGGUGUUGGGCGGGACAAUGGUGGUGUCGAGCGAGGCGAGUUCGGGCUUUUCUCGAUCUAUGACUGCUGAAAUGGUUUUUAGGGGCUGGUUUGCGGGGUGGCGAAAAGAUCGUGCAAAUCCGCUUGUUUACCCUCCGAGAAGACGGUGCGUCUGAAUUAAUCAGCGUUUGGCUUAUGUUUAAGAUACGAUCCAAUUCCCGAUCGGAGGAAGAGAGCGUGUGGCUGGUUGAGUUGAGAGCAGUGGCUGGUUGAGUUGAGAGCAGCGGCCGCGACGAAGCCAGGAGCUCGGCGGCCGUGUCUGGGGGAGAAAGACCGAUCCUGGGGCCGGCAGAUUGGCCGGAGGAUCCGAAAAGAUCCCCAGCAUGGGUCUCGUUGUUUGGACGGGAAAAACCGGGUGAAGUAAUGGCAAAAGGUGCAGACCGGAUGCUGAUUAGCCGUCAAUGAAAGGAGUGUCGUUCACUGUAGUGGUUCCUGCUGAUCCUGUAGUGGCUCAUGUGGGAUCCUCAGUGAUUCUGCCCUGCUGGAUCUCUCCUCCUGAGACCGCUGAAGCUCUGGAGAUCCGCUGGUACCGUCACGACUUCAACAACCCUGUUCUGCUCUAUAAUCACAGGAAGAUCCAGGACAUCCAGGAGUGUUUCAGGAACCGAACCUCUUUGUCUCUGCGGUCAGAUCAGUCUGGUGGACUGAAGGAUGGAGACGUCUCUCUGCGGCUGGAGAAACUCACAUUUCAGGAUGAAGGUCCAUUUCACUGUUAUGCGAGUGGAGACACAGUAUAUGACAGCAAAGUGGUAGAUCUCAAAAUCACUGAUCCAUCAGAUCCAUCAGAUCCAUCAGAUCCAUGGAAGGCUCUUUUCUUCACCCUCCUCAUCUGUGCUCUUCUGGGUUUGGUUGCUUUUAUUCUCUACAAAUGCAGAGACAAACUAACAGGAAAGAAACCAGCUGAAGAAAAUUGUGAGGGAACGAUGGAGAAACUGAUAAAAGAAGUUGUGGAAGACAUGACUAUGGAAGAACUGAGGAGACAUGCAGUUGAGAUCAGUAUUGACCGUGAGCGUUCACAUCCAGAUCUGACGGUUUCUAAGGACUGUAAAAUCGUGAGGGACGGUCCAGAAUAUAAUCACACUGGAGAGGGAUUUCCAUAUGAAUUAUGUGCAUUUGGAGCCCAAAGAUUCACCUCUGGUCGUCACUAUUGGGAGGUGGAUCUGGCACGAGACAAUACACCUCCCAAACACUACUGGUUAAUUGGUGUGGUGAAAGAAGGAAGUUCUGCUUCAAAACACAGAUCUGCUGUAACUGCAUCAGCUGGUUUCUGGUUCUUGUGUUCAGACGGUCCUAAUGGCUUUCACAGCAACACUGACCAAUCAAUUAUACUCUCACUGAACCCGAGACCUGAGCGACUGGGAGUUCUGUUAGAUUAUGAUGACGGUCAGCUGUCAUUUUACAACGUCACAGAGAGAAAACAUCACCUGACCAUCAGCAGCAGAUUCUCUGGAUCAGUCGUUCCUCUGUUCAAUCCUGGUGUGGGUGAUGAGAGUCCACUUACAAUCCUGGAUUGUCCAGAACCUGUAGAAUCAGCUGCAGAGUCCAACACAGCAUGUGUAAAGAUGGACGUAUGUCCUCAAAAACACUGAUGUUCACUCAGUCUCAGGGUGUACUCACACUAGGCACAUUUGCCUUGAAGCGAGCCUGAGCAGGUUUGUCCCCACUCCUCCGCUGGACGUGAAUGACCUCUCAAGUCGUAUUUACUGCUGGGAAACUCAGAGAUUAUUUUGAAAGGGCCUACUCAAGUUUCCAAGUUAGGCGGGCCAUACACUUUAAAUAUGUUAGGAGACAACGAUUGCUGCUGUUAAUGCUAUUCUUUAUUAUUUUUAUUUUUUUUAAACAACAACUACAUCACCUUGUCUUGUUGUUAAAGUGGUGCCUAUUCAUAUAUACUCAUUUGCAAGUAGUGUUGUCACGGUACCAAAAUUUCAGUAUUCGGUACCGAUACCAGUGAAAAUCCACGGUUCUCGGUACCAAUUUCGGUACCACAUGCUAAUUUAAAAAAACACACUAUUUUUAAUAAUAAAGUCAAACAAAAAUAAAAUGUAUGAAAAUUGUGUUUCAAGUUUUUCCGCAAAUAAUAAAAGUAUGAAAAACAGUAAACAAGUUUCACCCAAAUUUGAUUUGUUUUUUAAUUAAUUAAAUUUAAACACAUUUUAUUUUUUGGGUAAAUAAAGGGGAUUUACUAUUAAAAUUAAAAUAUGGUGUGAUUUCUUUAAAAAUAAAUAUUUAUAAAAAAAAUUUCAACAGUAGUAAUAGUAUCACAUACAUUCUACUAAAUAAUAGUAAUAUAUUUCUGGCACAAUGUCUUUAAGAUUAACGUUUAUUUUGACGGGUUGCCGUGAAUACCUUUAAAUUUCUGUGUGUAGCUAUAUGAUAUGACGCUGGUUUUACUCAAUGAAACGAUCAAAUGCUCGUGAAGUGACUCUUAGAGCAGUUCUGUAGAUGUUGUUUAUGUAUUUAUGUCCUCAUUGAGACGGCAGAUGCUGAAAUCACCGCGAGCGUCACGCGCACUUCAGUGUAUGUAUUUAAAAAAAACAAAAAAAAAACGCGCGUCUCUGCCUUUCAUUCACUCACAGAGACGCGCAGGAUUCAUAUUUGAACCGACUUUUGCGGCUUAAUAUUUACAGAUACUAGUCCUGUCGCGAUUUGAUUUAAGUGUAAUGACCCACUUUUGAUUAAUUCAUCCAAACUUUGACAGAUUCCGUGACAUUCCGUGCUAAACUAUAAAUUCCGUUUUUAUAACUGGAUUCCGAGAUUCCGUCCGCGUUUUCUGCAUCGCGGAAAUCAUAGGGCCGUACGCGUCAAGAACCGGGCUGACCGGGUACUCGGUACCACCGGUACUUAAAAAAACCUGGUACCGUGACGUUUUCAUUUUUUUAGUACCGACUUGGUACCGAAGUACCGGGUCUUUUGACAACACUAAUUUGCAGCAUAUUUUAUGUAUUAUAAACAGUGAAAUAAGCAUGUAUUUGACUGAAAUUCCAGAAUCAUAUCAAGCUGACUAUCUGGCGUGAUGAAUGCUUAGGUUAUCAAGCAAUAGAAUUUUACAUUGUAUUCUGUCUGACAACAAAUCACUUGAAUGCAGCGAGCUCGUAAUCAUGAGUUCAUACGAGGGAAAUAUGACGUUUCUGACAGCAGGUGAAGACAGCAGAGAAGCCUUCAUGAGUUCAUCGUUUUGUUAACUCUGUGGUUUAUUAUUUUGAGUCGUUUGGGAUGCAGUGACACACGGCCUUAACAGAUCUAUCACUUUCGCCGCUCAGAAAUGUUCAUGCAAUCAACAACGACCACAUGCUUGCUGCACUGAGCUGUGCUCCGGCCCACCUCCUCCAACCGAGCCAGGGCCGGCUAAACCACCCGCGAUCACACUACUCAAACGAACCCGGCUCUGGGGGUCAAACACGCUCGGGCACGGUUCUGAUCGCCUAGUGUGAGUACACCCUCAGUUUGAUUCCCAGUCUAUGUAUUUCUGGUAUUUGGUCAAAGUGUUCAAGUGGUCAUUAAGUGUGUGUAGAACAGGGAUGGACAGCUCAGUGCUGGAGGUUCUCUGUCCUGAGUUUAGCUCUCAAACACACCUGAAGAAUCCAACCAAACCCUGCAGGAUCACCAGAAGAUCACAGGCGGCUGUGUUUGAUUAGGGAUGGAGCUAAACUCUGAACACCAUUAAAAAUAAAGACUCCACAAUAGAGUUUUCACAGUGAGGCCAUAGAAGAACCAUUACUGGUUCCCCAAACAACAUUUCAGUUCAGAGUGAAGAACAGAAAACUGAAGUACCAGAGAAUCUUUUGCUCAAAGGAGGUCCGGUCUUCAGAGCCACCGCUGAGGAGGACCAGAGCCCUCAUUUAUUGACAUGCAACCUGUACACCUGGAGCAUUACUGCACACUUGUCUUGUGUCUUGUGUCAGACCUUUGCUAUUGAGACAGAUUCUUUGCUGUUUGUUUUAAAGCUCUUUUGUGUUUUUGGUGGUAAUUGUGUCUCCCCAUGUGGGAGUUUUAACAUUUGUAUUCAAAACUUGCACAAAAGUAUUCAAAAUGUUUUUUUUUAAAUGUAAACAUAUACAAUUAAAUGUAAUU